Molecule: messenger RNA, 1566 nt
Organism: Anthonomus grandis grandis
Lineage: Eukaryota; Metazoa; Arthropoda; Insecta; Coleoptera; Curculionidae
Gene: Cpap3-d2
Product: protein obstructor-E-like
Exons: 6
Coding region: 126-908 (260 amino acids)
Cellular component (GO): extracellular region
Molecular function (GO): chitin binding
Source: RefSeq, a predicted model, not a curated record
AGGCAAGGAACUAUCGAGGAUAGUGGUUUCAGAAAAAGAAGAAUCUUAUCUCAUAUUGUUUCAGUUUGAAACUAGUCGCGCUUAUUAACGGAUAGUGUAUACCAAUAGGUGGUGAUUAAAAAAAAAUGAAGAGUUCAGUUUGUGGGGUCGCUUUUCUUGCGAUUUUCGGUUUAGUUAGUUCCCAACAACUAAAAGGUAACCAGGAAGAUCCUUGCCAGGUUAAAGCUAGGGUGGUAGGUGAUGAAACAUAUUGUGACAGGUAUUGGGAAUGCGUAAAUGGACAACCAGAGCUUUACGACUGUCCAAAUGGCUUAGUUUAUGCAGGAAAGAACCGAGGAGUCACGGAAGGAUGUGAUUAUCCAUGGAGAUCAAACUACUGCGAUGGAAAACAACAAGCAAAUCCUCCAAUUGGUACCGACCAUUGCGAUUGGUUGUACGGCAUCUUUGGACAUGAAACAUCUUGUACCAGAUAUUGGACUUGCUGGAAUGGUACAGCAACAGAACAACUGUGCAUUGGUGGACUCUUGUACAAUGAGAGAACCCACUCUUGCGAUUGGCCUGAGAAUGUAGAUGGAUGUCAAAAACAUCCUUUAUGUAACGAUGACCCCAAUGGUAAUGUGCCUUUAGGAAAAUCUUGUAAUAGAUAUUGGCAGUGUCAAGGUGGAUAUCCGAGAUUGCAGAGGUGUCCCGCCAUGUUGGUGUUUGAUAGGAGGUCACUGAGGUGCGUGGUUCCUCCUACUGAAGACUGUGACAUACCUAGCACACUUCCUCCACCAAUACAAGAGGAUGAGGAUCAGAACAUUCCACAAAAUAAUCCAAAAAAUAGAGGACAACGAGAAGAACAGAACUUCCCUAAUCUACCUCAAGGAGCAAUUCCUAUUCCACUUAAAGGCAAACCAAAAAAUUAAAAACCAAAUUAACUUAUUCAUUCAUUUUAAACCGAUCAUUUACAUCAUAAAUUAAUGAUUUUAUUUUAAAAAAAAGAAGCAGCUGCCUCUAUAAUAAUUGUAAUUUUCCUAUAACAAAUUACUGUACAUUACUAUCUGAAGACGAUCGUUAAAUAAAUCACAACACACGAUGUAAUUCCAAUGGAGACGCCUGAUCUUUAAGUUACAUAAUCGGCUAAAGUAUGUUAUGUAGCUUAUUGCGGAUUUUUAUUAAAAUCUUUUUCCUCGUACUACUAUAUAUGUGUGGCACUUUCUCCUUUCACAUACAAGGAUUGAACUAAAUUUAAUAUCUUUUUUAUUUAUUCCCAAAAGAAAACAAAACAAAAAUUGGUUAAUCGAGAAUAUUAAUUAUACAACUUCUCUAGAUAAUAAAAUAUUUGUUUAACCUAAAUUCAUUAUUGUGCCAGUAUCAAAUUACAUAUAAGUAACUUUCAUCUAGAUUGAGACAGUUUUAUCAUUUCCAUUUCUUUUUUCACUUAACUGUUGAUGUUUAUCGUUAGUUCUUAGUUAUUUUUACAAAGUAUUAAUCGUAGUUUGUUUUAGUUUUAAGUACAUGUGUAUAGUUAAAUAGGUGCCUAUUUAAAAAACCUGUUAAAAAUAAAAGUCUUUUUGAUAAAAA